Molecule: messenger RNA, 1800 nt
Organism: Metschnikowia bicuspidata var. bicuspidata NRRL YB-4993
Lineage: Eukaryota; Fungi; Ascomycota; Pichiomycetes; Serinales; Metschnikowiaceae
Gene: NAP1
Product: histone chaperone
Exons: 1
Coding region: 252-1466 (404 amino acids)
Biological process (GO): nucleosome assembly
Cellular component (GO): chromatin; nucleus
Molecular function (GO): chromatin binding; histone binding
Source: RefSeq, a predicted model, not a curated record
AGCAGGAUCAAUACAGCCACAGGUCCUCGCGGCGAGCUCCGUAUGUCGGAACAAUACUCGGGGAACGCCCCAUGUGCCCCUACUGAUAGGCGCGUCCACGUGACAGACACUCCGCAGCGUCAUCAGCCUCAAGGAAAACGAGAAAAAAAGCCAGAUACAUCUGAGAAAGAAAAAAAAAAACAUAUACACCAGUUCCUUCUGCUUCCCUGGAACCCGAGAAAAAAUCGGCCUUGUGAUAUUUUAUUUGUAUAAUGUCGGAGCCCAUCAGAAAAUCAAGCGACAUCUCCAAGGCACCCACACCACAGAACACGCCUUCAAGCGUCGCCAACUCAUACCUUAAGCAGCAGCCCACAGUAUCCACAAUCAACGAAGAAGAGGAAAAUGCAUUAAGCAAACAGUUGGCCAAUAAUCCUGCACUUUUGUCGAUGAUCCAGGGAAAGUUGGGCACCUUGGUGGGCCAGCAAAGUGGCUACAUCGAGCAGUUGCCCAAGCAGGUCAAAAAGAGAGUAUUGGGCUUGAAAGCUAUCCAGCAGCUGCAAAUGAAAAUGGAGGCCGAGUUCCAGAAAGAGUUGUUGGAGUUGGAGAAAAAGUACUUCAAGAAGUACGAGCCUUUGUACGAGAAGAGAAUGGCCAUCAUCAAUGGUGAGCAGGAGCCUACUGCCGCUGAGAUCGAGGUGGGCGAAGAGAUCGAGGCCGAACACAAAGAUCCCGAGGAUCAAGAUGCCGACGACCAAUCUGAUGCCGAAGGUGACGAUGAGGAGAUCAGCGGCGUGCCUAAUUUCUGGUUGACGGCUUUGGAAAACUUGAACACUGUGAGUGAGACCAUCACCGAAAGAGACAGCGAGGUCUUGCAGUACUUGAGAGAUAUUCGCAUGGAGUACUUGCAGACCCCUGGCUUCGAGUUGAUUUUUGAGUUCAACCAAAACCCUUACUUGAGCAACCAGGUCUUGACCAAGACGUACCACUACCAGGCCGAGUUGGGAUACUCCGGAGACUUUGUCUACGACCACGCCGACGGGUGCGAGAUCAACUGGAAGUCCAAGGAAAACAACGUCACAAUCAACAUUGAGAGGAGAAAGCAAAGAAACAAGAACACCAAGCAAACCAGAACCAUCGAGAAGUUGACCCCAAGCGAGUCUUUCUUUAAUUUCUUCGAUCCACCAAAGCCACCAAGUGCGGACUCUGAUGAGGAGGACCAAGAAGAUGACGAGAACGACGAAGACGCUGACUUGGAAGAGAGAUUGGAGUUGGACUACCAGUUGGGAGAAGAAAUCAAGGACAGAUUAAUCCCACGUGCCAUUGACUGGUUCACUGGAGAUGCUGUUGGAAUCGGCUAUCCUGAUGAUUUCGAGGAAGAUGAGGAAGAGUUCGACAGCGAAGACGAGAAUGAUGAUGACGAUGAUGAUGAUGAUGACAUCAACGAGACCGGCCCAAAGGAGAAUCCUCCCGAGUGUAAGCAGCAGUAGAUUCUGCUGAAGGAAUCCGAAAGAGUGUAUAGACGGAUUUCUAGCCCGAAAAAUUAGGUAGUUCGAUUUCAUACUCCGUCCGAAGUUAGCGCACGCAAAACCUAAGGUCUGCGGAAGUGCGAGAGCAUGAAUUUUUUGAAGUUUUGCUCGAGUCCUGCUCGAUCAUUUCGGGGAUGACAUGGCGAAGGGGAGACUGAGCAAAGUCAGCACUCUCACUUGCGGGGUAAUUCUAGCUAGUUAGUGCAGCCGUCAUAUUCCAAAUUGAAAAAGCGAACUCAGCGAUACAUAUGUCAUUUUUAUCUGAUUGGCAUCGCAGAUUAUGCAGUAGCGUUCU